GUAAAGUUGCUCGCAGCUGGCGCUUCGCGGGCUCGAAUUACAGCGUUUCGUUCGCGUGUGUUGUGUUCAAUCCUUCGAACCAUCGCCAGCGAGAUUUUUUUUUAGUUAGUACUUAAUUAAACAAUAAAACCCCGCCAUGGGGCUCGUAUUUUAAGUAAAUGAAAGAUAAUCCGUACACGGGUGACGUUCGCAAGUGAGUUUUGGAAUCGAACAGCCGUACGAGGCCCGUAUGCUCGGGGUGAGUGCGCGAUACAAUUGACACGAUGCAGAUAUGUAACAUGCAAUUGGGAAUUCAACACCUAGCCAUCGAGACUGCUACGAGAACAACAAUGCCACAAACCGAGAAGCCGAACACAUCUUUCUUGGAAGAAGAUCUUGCUCUAAGCUCUUCAUGCACAGAAUCUUUUGCUGAAAAAGCAACGACUGAAUCAGAAGAUAAAAGCAGUCAUGAUGAAUCGAACUCAUCAAUUUCCGAAAAUCAUGAUCAACCACCUGUGAUAUAUCUUAAUGAAAAUGCAAUGGAUUGCAACUACGAGUUAAAAGCUGAAGAGCCUCAAAAUUCUAGCCUCAUCAAAUCACAAGAACAAAAAAUAAACAUUUUAAAAUUAAUUAAUACAUCAGUGAUGGAAGAAGCACCUUCAAGUCCAGAUCUUUUUGAAAGUGAUGAUGAGGAGAUAGAAAGUAUAGCUUCAACUUUUACUCGUACUGCUAUCGAAGAUCUGAUAACACAGCCGAGUCCUGAAAAACUCACCACUGCUGAAAAAGUUCUUCGAUCCGACAGAUUUGCAUUAAAGAGAAUGAAAAAAUUUUUAAGUGGUGUACCACCACCACCAAGUCGAACAAUAUCACAAAAAGAUUGUAAUGAUUUUCUUGGAUAUAUCAAGCAAAAUAGGCACUGUUUUUGGGCUGAUCCUUUUAAGCUGGAUUCUAAAUUCAAUCCUGUCACUGAAGAAUCGGAAUUGAAUGAAUCAAAAAAUGAAAGCAUAAAAUCAGUUGAAAAUGAAAACUCAGUCAAAAGUGAAAACUUGAACCCAAACACAAGUGAAACAUCAAACCCCAUCGAAAGUGGAAAUACUAGAACAUCACAAAGACCUGGUCUGAGAAAUUUAAGUACAGCAUUUGAUGCUUGUGAAAAGAUGGGAAAACUGAAAACAACAAGAAGUAGUUCUGGUUCAACUUCAGAUCUUUCCCAAGCGAUAAAUGCUUUUAAUUUAUCAGAUUCUUUAUUGAAUCAAUCCUAUUCAUCAAUUUCCACUACAACUCCCAAUAUGAGUUAUCAAAACGAUGACAUUGAAAAAGGUGCUAUUCCAGCUACAUAUCAUUCAAUUAGUGUUGAAGAGGCUAUUAAAAUGUCAUGGCCUGAUAUAUUGCAGCAUAAAUGUCCAGAACUUUAUUACAAUCGCAGCAGAACCACAGAAGAUUUUGAAAAUCUAAGGUUCAAAAUGAGUGAUAGAUAUAUUGGUGCAGAAACUACAUCAACAUGUAAUAUCUAUUUUCCCUCAGAAGUGCCAAACAGUGCCAAAAAACGUGCUUAUCUUUUGGCUAAGAAACGCCAGAGUCCUGGUAAAAGACUUAGUCAUCUUGCGAUACGAAGAUUUACAUUUUCCAGUGCUAAUCUUCAAAGCAUGUCUACGAAGCAUGUAGAGAAAAAACUUAUGGUAAACAUGAGUAAAUUUAAACCACGUAAAACUGGAAGAACCCCCAAGAAAAUUCCUGGUAAGAGUCCACGAAAAACACCGAGGAGUUCUGCGAAAAAAACUCUGUAUCGAAGAAUGACAUUCGACACAUUUUCACCAAGAGCAAAAUUAGAAAGCUCGAAACGAGCACUGUUCCAAAGUCCACCACAAACUAAAGAUAACAGUAGCAAUAAUACUCGUGCCGAACGUCCUACAUCAAUGGUCUCCUUGAAUAAUAAUGAUCCUAGGAAAAUCAAGAAAGCACUUUUUGCCACACCAACUAAGAAAAAUGUCAAUGAGCUAAGUCAAAAUGAAUCGAGAAAAAGGAAACGAGAAGAGGACGAGGAAAUUCAACGAUCGAAACAUCCGAGAAGUUAUUCCUUUGACUGUUCUCGAACUCUCGAAAAUAGUUCGUUAAGUUCUAAUCGAGUGAGGCACUCCUCUGGAAAUGUGCCUCAAAAAGCACAUUAUAGAAAUGAAAUGGAACUUGCGGAAAUCAACAGAAAGAAACUAAUAUAUGCUGUUACGGAAGCAUUGAAAGCUCACAGCAUUCCAGUCGGGCAUGAGCGUUUCAAAGAAUGCGCUAAUGCUCUCCGUGUGAUUGUGCGCAAAUACAUGCCGGAUUUGGAUAAUAAAAACAUACCACGCAAACCUGGUAGUACCAUGGAACGUAUGCUCAGACUAGCGAAGCGGCAUGCUGUGUCCGUUCUCAAUCCUAAGCCGAGUGCCUAGUACAAUGAGUGUUUGUUAUCUAAUACAACUGUUGAAAGUUUAAGUACCAGUGUAAUCACAAAAGUUGCUUUCAUUAUUAGGUGUAAAUUUAUUCUGAUGGUCUAGUAAGAGAGACUUAAAAUGUAUCUGAAAAAUUUAAAUUUUUCAUUGACACAAUUACUAAAGUUAUUGUAUGUAAGCAUGGAAACAAAUUAACUUUUACUACUAUUUCAAAUGAAAUAUGAAUAUGAUUCAAAUGGAAUUUAUUUUUUACGACUGCCAAUUUUUUAAUCCCAGUAUUUAUUUUAUAAUUACUAUGAUAAUUUUUAAAAUUCUCAAACCAGUUAUAAAACACAAAUUUCGAUUUGACAAUUCAUUGAAUUGUCGUAUUUCAAUUGAGUGAAUCGACGAAUAACAUUUGUUCCUUGUUUCCUGACAAAUCGUAAACAAAAUAUACUGUAUUCUUUAAAAUUUAUUAUCGAUAUAGUAAUAAAUAUUGAACCUUGUAUGACGAUGUUGUAGAGAUUUUGUGAAACAAUGCGUUUUUAAAAUGCAGCUUUGUGUAUAUGAUGCUAGAAAACUGAUUUGAUAUUAAUUAAAACUAACAGCAUAGACAUAGUAAUUGAAGAGUACGAAAAAAUGUAUAGUUUGGACAAGCCCGAGCUUUGUUUUAUUGCGAUAAAAUAUUAUAUUUUACAACUUAUAAAUAAUUAUUAAA
This is a messenger RNA of Trichogramma pretiosum, 3105 nucleotides long. RefSeq lists its product as uncharacterized. NCBI's taxonomy places the organism in Eukaryota, Metazoa, Arthropoda, Insecta, Hymenoptera, Trichogrammatidae. The record is from RefSeq and is a predicted model, not a curated record. The transcript has 8 exons. Bases 264 to 2408 code for a protein of 714 amino acids.